AUGACGAAGCUGCUCCUGGUGCUGCUGGGGUUGAAGGUGCCCGGCGCCCUGGGCUGCCCCACCGACUGCGUCUGCUACCCGUCCCCGAUGACCGUCAGCUGCCAGGCUCACAACUUCGUCACCAUCCCCGAGGGCAUCCCCGAGGACAGUGAGAGGAUCUUCCUCCAGAACAACCAGAUCACCUUGCUGCUGCGGGGCCACUUCAGCCCCUCCAUGGUCACCCUCUGGAUCUACUCCAACAACAUCACCUUCAUCGACCCCAACACCUUCGACGGGUUCGUCAACCUGGAAGAGCUGGACCUGGGGGACAACCGCUACUUAAGGGCUUUAGCUGCAGACACUUUCCAAGGGCUGGUGAAACUCCAUGCCUUGUAUCUGUACAAGUGCGGGCUGAGCUCCCUCCCCAGCGGGAUAUUCAGUGGCCUCCACAACCUGCAAUACCUGUACCUGCAAGACAACCACAUCGAGUUCCUUCAGGAUGAUAUUUUUGUUGACUUGGUUAACCUCAGCCAUCUUUUUCUCCAUGGAAACAAGCUCUGGAGCCUCCAUCAGAACACGUUCAGGGGACUAAUAAACCUGGAUCGGCUGCUCAUCCAUCAAAAUCAGCUGCAGUGGAUUCACAGGCGGGCUUUUCACGACCUCCGAAGAUUGACCACCCUUUUCCUGUUCAAUAACAGCCUCUCGGAGCUGCAGGGGGACUGCCUGGCCCACCUGGGAGCCCUGGAGUUUCUCAGGCUGAACGGGAACCCGUGGAGCUGCGACUGCAAAGCCCGUUCGCUCUGGGAAUGGCUGCACAGGUUCAGAGGCUCCAGCUCCAGCGUCAUCUGCGAGUCCCCCGAGCAGAUGCACGGCAAGGACCUCAAGGUGCUAAGAGCAGAAGACUUUAGGAACUGUUCGGGGUCCGAGUCACUCCAUCAGAUAAAAACACAUACUUUCUCCACAGCGGACAGAGGAGCCUCCAAAACCCACCACCCCCACCACUCCUCCAAGGAGAAGGGGAAGGAGAGAGGGGCCAAGGACAGUUUGCACAGCAGCCAGCCCGCCGCCCACCCCAGCUCCCGGCCGGGCUAUCGCAAACCCGGCAAGAACUGCACCAGCCACAAAAGCCGUAACCGAACCUCUAAACCGGUAUCCUUGGGGCCGCGGAAAAACGGGCAGGAGGUUCCAGACUAUGUGCCUGAUUAUCAGCACAAAUUCAGUUUCGGGGCGAUGCCAACGCUCCCCCCCAGGCGCAAGGGUAAGUGCACCCGGCGGAUGCCCAUCCGCCCCCCCAGCGGGGUCCAGCAGGCAGCCGGCUGCGCGGGGCUCAGGGCGUCGCUCCUGGUCUUUAUGAUGGUGUUAGCGGCCGUCAUACGCUGA
Nipponia nippon (crested ibis) is the source of this 1359-nucleotide messenger RNA. NCBI's taxonomy places the organism in Eukaryota, Metazoa, Chordata, Aves, Pelecaniformes, Threskiornithidae. The record is from RefSeq and is a predicted model, not a curated record.